UGCCAUAGUCCUGCUCUUGUUUCUAUCUUGCAUCGCUCAUCCAUUUCGACAUUCGUUUAGCCACACUGCUUUCACACUUCUGGAUUUCUUUGUGAGAGCUGUGGACCCAAAGAAACAGGGGCCAGCCUUCAGGCAAAGUUAUUACGAAACACCGAACAUCUUCUGGAACACGACUUCCUUGGGAGCGAUCGCCGCCCUGGGUGUAGCUCUCUACGAGCGACCAUCUCAUCCCACUGUUCAGGCUUGGGACAACAUUCUUUACCCUUCGAGGGGCGGCACAUCUUUCGAGGCGAAAGUCUGAGCACGCGACAAUGCGGUCGUCUGUAGGAAUACGCCGACUUCUUCCUCUAUGUCUCCUCAGCGCGCUGCCGGCCAGCGUGCUGGCUGGGGAUGUCUUAUCAACAGAUGGAUACAGUCUUUGCAGCAGUGACCCAGACAUUCAAGUCCAGGCACUGGACGUCUCAUACAACAAGCAUACGAGAAGGAUAACGUUCGAUGUCGCCGGGUCUAGUGCAUCGGAGGUGAAUGUCACGCUGGAGCUGGAAGUGAGCGCAUACGGAAAGACUGUAUACACCAAAGACUUCAAUCCUUGUGACGAGAACAUGUCGCAAAUGUGUCCUGUGCCGGCAGGCUCGUUCUCGUCAAAAGGCGAGCAGACAAUACCAGAGGAGUACGCCAGUAAGAUCCCAGCCAUCGCUUUCUCGAUACCCGACCUCGACGGAUUGGUGAAAUUGCAAGUGAAGAGUUCGUCGGGUGCAGAGAUCGCUUGUAUCCAAAGCAGUAUCUCCAAUGGACACACUGCCAGCAUGCCCUCCGUCACAUACGCAGCAGCUGGUGUCGCGGCUGCAGCUCUUGCUUUCUCGGCGGUCGGCGCGGUCGCUGCUGGAGGACAUCCAGGAGCAGCAACUUCAUCGCCCACCUUCACGGAAGUUAUUGGUUGGUUUCAAGGCAUGGCGAUGAACGGAAUGUUGAGCGUUCAGUAUCCGAAAGUGUACCGGUCUUUUGCGACCAACUUUGGCUUCUCUUGCGGACUUGUGCAAUGGGGCUCCAUGCAGACCGCGAUCGACAACUUCCGCGCGAAGACUGGAGGCAACAUUACGGACAAUAGCUACGAAGACCUCAAGAACAACGCGACACUCGUUUACAACGAUGGCUACACUAACUCCAGCUUAACGAAGCGAGCUCUCAACACUGCCCUUCUCUGGGCUCGCGAUGGUACGACAGUAAAUGUGAAUGGAACAGAGUCAACAGUUGGCGGCGACGGCUCCAGCUCAAAUUCGACCACAAAUGAAAGCACGAAGGACGAGAAGUUCGUGAGCGGAAUCCAGGCCUACGUCGAACAGCUCUCGAUUCCUUCGGCAAACACUUUCAUGACGGUGCUUCUGGUCUGGGCCAUUGUCGUGGCUGCUAUCAUCGUCCUCAUUCUUCUUGGCAAAUGCAUUCUGGAGGCAUGGGCAAUGUUCGGGAAGCUCUCACACGGCAUGGAAUCCUGGCGCAGGCGAUAUUGGUGGCGCAUGGCCAAGGCACAGAUCAAUUUGGUUCUCAUGCUCUACGGGGUGUGGACCAUGUGGUGCGUCUAUCAAUUCACUACCGGUGAUUCAUGGGCUGCGAAAGUGCUGGCUGGUGUCACAUUGGGACUCUUUACUGCUGUGCUUGGUGGCUUUACCUGGCGAGUCGUGACCAAAGCCCGACAGUACAAGAAAAUGGAAGGCGACACUUCAAAACUCUACGAAGACAAGGAUGUCUGGAUCAAGUACUCCCUCUUCUACGACAACUUCAAGAAAAACUACUGGUGGAUCUUCAUCCCAGCCAUCAUCUACAUGUUCGUCCGAGGCUGCAUCAUCGCCGGCGCAAACGGGCACGGAAUGGUCCAAGUCGCCGGCCAACUCAUCGUCGAAGCCCUAAUGCUCGCCCUCCUCCUCUGGACCAGACCCUACCAGCGAACCAGCGGAAAAUGGAUCAACAUCGUAAUCCAAACCGUCCGCGUCCUCUCCGUAAUCUGCGUCCUCGUCUUCGUCGAAGAACUCGGCCUAAGCCAAACCACAAAAACCGUCACCGGCGUCGUCCUAAUCGUAGUGCAAUCCGUCAUGACCGGAAUCCUCGCCAUCCUCAUCGCCGUAAACGCAAUCAUAACCUGCGUCCGCGAAAACCCCCACCGCCGAGCCCGCAAAGAAAAAGAACGCCUGAACCGCGACCUCGAUAACCUCACCCCUCUCGACGCAAGGAAUAGUCUCCUCAUGACCAGCGACGUCAAACACGCUGGCCCACCUUCAUACAAAACCGCGGCUCCCUUCGUCUCUUCUUCCCCUUUCGCUGAUCAUAGAGGUCGCUACGAUCCAGUCGUCAACAGAGGCGACUCCCCGCAUAGAGAACCUUCCACUUACCAGGACGACGACCGUUUGGUCGCUUCGGCUGCAGAUAUGGGAGUUCGAGAUCCUAGCUAUAAUCAUUAUCGAGAUCACAGUCGAGGGUCUUCAGUGAAUUCUCGCGAACCUAGGUUACCAGAACUGAAUUUUGGGACGCGAGGGGUAUGAUUGUCUUUGGCGCGCGUGUGUGUUUUAGGCAAUUCUUUUUUUUUGGCAUUUGUAUAGGGAGUUGAGUGGAGUGGAGUUUUUUUUUCUAUAAAUUACGGCUGUCACAUAUCGUAUGGGAAUGACGGCCUACGACAUCUGGGCUUGUUUUUCGUGUAUAGGGAGAGAGAGAGAGAGAGAGGCAUAUUGCAUUGCAUUGCAUAUAUUUUUUUUGGUAAUUUGAAGGAACCUGACAACGGUGAUUCGGAACGUUGGAAGUGAAUAGAUAUUCGAGAAUGAAAAUGAAAUUGCAUAAUCCUCU
Molecule: messenger RNA, 2832 nt
Organism: Pseudocercospora fijiensis CIRAD86
Lineage: Eukaryota; Fungi; Ascomycota; Dothideomycetes; Mycosphaerellales; Mycosphaerellaceae
Exons: 2
Coding region: 312-2534 (740 amino acids)
Biological process (GO): transmembrane transport; fungal-type cell wall biogenesis
Source: RefSeq, a predicted model, not a curated record